UUCGCGAUUUUGAGAAUUCAGUAUUUUGUGCGGGCACGAAAAAUAUAAACAUCGGAGGGGGGGGGAGUAUCUCGAUGUAGUUUAAAUUUUUCGGGGUUGUGGAAUUAAAAUUAUUUUUAUGAUUUCUCGUCGGGGCAUAGGAUUAUAAAUAUAGUCUGAUCCUAAAAAAUUCCGGAUAUCCAAAAAUUCUUGUUUCGGAUAUCGGAUCCAGAUAUCCGAAGAUUUCUUAGGAUCCGCCAAUAAUUAUAAUCAAUAAUAGGGUAUGGGUCAGGGGUGGGGUCAGAACUACUAUAUGUCCACUAAUAAAUUAUUGAUUGAUGAUAGACUACACGAUUAUAGGAGAGACAAAUAUCGGGUGAGGGGUGUUAGAGGAAUUUUUCCCUGGCCGGCCGGAGGGGGCUGGCCUGAGCGGUCGGUCAAUUGGUCAUGCGACAAAAUGCCACAUGACAAAACGUACUGGGACAAAAUGUCAACUGCCAAGUUGCCAAUUUUUAAAAAUACUUUUAAAAUAAAAGCCGCUCGGCAGUGA
Messenger RNA from Meloidogyne enterolobii, 529 nucleotides. The record is from the annotation of a GenBank genome assembly. NCBI's taxonomy places the organism in Eukaryota, Metazoa, Nematoda, Chromadorea, Rhabditida, Meloidogynidae.